UUUUUUUUUUUUUUUUUUUUUGCCUGUAUCUCAUUCCAGAAUUUGGAAAUUACCCUUUGCCCAGUUCAUACCUCUUUUUCACUAUCUUGCAAACUUAGCGAGCGCUCUAUGCCCAGGGGGUUGGCUGACUUUCUAAAACAACAGAAAACAAAUGAAGGCAAAUCAGUGAUCCAACGUUAAGGGAGACACAAAACCCAUUAAAAUGUUCUUAAGUGCUAACAUCUUUGGAUCAUACAUAAGGGCUUUAGAUCCCACUCUCUGCCGUCAAGUGUCCCUUAAUGCGGUAUCUUUCAGCCCUGUUUUGGAUUCAUAUAGCAUUUUAAAAUUAAUUUAUUUCUGAGACAUGGACUCAUGAUCUAGUCCUGGUUGCCUUCAAACCCACACAGAGAUCCUCCUGCCUUUGCCUCCCAAGUGCUCGAAUUAAAGUCUUGUGUAGCUGGAUCCAGCUAACAUUUUUCUUCAAUUCAUGCCUGUUAGAUAUGGCCUGGGUGUUUAAGGUGGCCUAAGGGGGAAAAAAAGAAACAGCCCUCAUUUGAAUUUAAUUUGGUUCUUAAUCUCAGGUGUCUGCCCUGUGGUGCAACCAAGGAGGGAGUUCCAUGUGCCUAGCUGAGGGAGAAUAACUGCCAUUUGACUUAAGUUUACUACAAUGUUUGGCACUUGGAGAGUAGACUGAACAGGGUUUCUUGUUUGCUAGCUGGCUUGCUUGUUUUCAAACAGGGUCUUGUCCUGUAGGUACAGACUAGUCCUGAACUCUUACAGGGUUUGUUGUUGUUGUUGUUGUUGUUGUUAGUUACAUAUGUGGGUACUACCAUGUGAAUGCCUUCGCCCACAGAAGCCAAAGCUGUUGGAUCCCCUGCAGCUGGAGUUACUGGCACUUGUAAGCUGCUUGAUGGGAUGGUGGUGCUGGAAACCAAACUCAGGUCCUCCUGAAAACCAGUAUGUGCUGCUCUUAACCACUAAGGCAUCUCUCCAGCCCCAUAGCCUUGAGUUUCUAAUUCUCCUGCCUCCUCUUUAAUCCUGAGUGCCGGUUUUAUAGAUGUGCUAUCUCGAUGAGUUGUGCCUUGUUUUGAUUUUGUUUAAUUUUUUGAAACAAGGUCUUGGCUGGCCUGGUACUUCCCAUGUAGACAUGCUCACCUUCAACUUGGAGCAAUCCUCCUGCCUCUGCCUCCUGAGUGUUGGUAUCAUGAGCAGGCUCCACAGAUCCCCUUUUACAACAGGAUUUUGUUUUGUUUUGUUUUGUUUUUAAAUAAGGAUGGUAAAAGGAGAAUACAGUGACUAGGUUUUUGAGAAGAGACAAUGACUAACACAGGGAAAUUUUGUGUGUUGUUGGUCCUUUCAGACCAGGCUAGGGGUUGGUAAGCAGUGGACUUAAUGAAGAACAAACUCUCCAAGGGCCUGAGGGAGGGACCAGGGGCAGCCAAUAGGGCUGCUAAUGAGUAGCUAGAACUAGGCUUCACUGUUAAUCCUGCACUCCUAGGAGAAGCCUCAAGUUUUAAAGACAUUUAGAAUAAAAAGCACAGCAAGUACCUAUAAUGUAAAAGGUGGGGUAUUACUGGCUCUUAGGGAGCUGGGGCUACCCUGCAGAUCCGGGACAGCUGACUAGGUUGGAGAAUGUACCCGCGACAUGUGGUCAGGCUUAAGAGGCCCCGCUCGCUGUUCAGCUGUGGUUGGGUUGUUCUUAGGAGAAAGGGCUUCCAGUCUGUGAAGGAAGAGAGAGGAAGCAAGGCAUUGUAGAGAGUGUAGAGAGAGCACAGAUGUUCUAGGUCUAGCAGAGGAGGGGAAGGGGCCCCCCGGGGCAGGUGGCCACUUGGAGAAGAGCGGUUUCCCUUGUCAGUCUGUUUCUGGCUGGGAAAAGGGGAAGUCAUUUCCUGUUCAAUCCCAAGAGAGAGCUAAAAUCUAUUGUCAGUUCUGUUUCUUGGCGGAGCUAAGGGAGACAAUGAGAUGAUGACUUCUAAAAAGAAGCCUUCCAAGGUGCAGGAGUCUGCAGGCUACACUUUGGCUUGGACCAGUAGUUCAUGAAUGGUGCUACUGGUUAGCAGGCUCCAUCUAGUCCCCUUCCUUUGUGACAUGGCUUCUGAUCCCUCUGAAAUGGGGUACUGGGCAGACAGCAAGUACAGGGGUAUGAAUACGCCAACACUGAAACUUGAAACUGGUCAGAAUUGCUCGAAAUACAACAAGGGAAGGGAAAAGGACUGGAAACUGGUGAUGGGACACCACUGCUUUCUUUUGGGAUACCCUAACAUGGCCAGCUGUGAGAGCUCUUUAGUGCUAGUAAAGUAGGGAGCUGGUGAGGGUGUGUCCUCAGACAAAUUCAGCUGCCUGCCUUCCUUCCGCUGGGCCAAUUCGGCUUCCCCCAUAAGGCCCAGGGAGGGAAGUCCGGGGCUUUUCCCUAGCCCCUCUCUUAAGCGUCUUUCUAAAAGCACUAAGUCAUCCUCUGGCUGUGGCUUAAUGAACUAAACUGGGACAGUGUCACAAAGGACCAGGCAUCCGUGUUGCAGAGGGGCGGGUGGGAUCUUGCAGCCAGACUCCUUUAUUCUGUGUUGUUGAAAGGGUUAAACAAGCCCUCUGUGCAAGCACCCGCUAAGACUGAAUGGGCAGCAGAGAAACUGCACAUUCAUUCAGAGCUUCUUGCCAGUUUGUCAUUAGCUGACUUGUAGAUUUUCGUGUACAACCAGUAGGUUGGUUGGUUUGCCCAGCUUUCCCCAGCUCCCCUACUUAAGGUAGGAUGACCAACUUGUGAGAACAGUUGACAUGCCUCUUGACUCUUGCAGCCUGUGUCUAGUUCCCUCCCCAAAGGUACCUACCUACCUUUGGCAGUGAUAGUCAAGACAGGCAGCUCUGAGCUGCCAGACCAAGCUGCAGAUCAAGGGACUGUGAUAGGAAAAGGGGUGAGGGGUGGAGAGUUUACUGAUUCAACAGCUCUGGCCUCUUCUAGUUUCCUUGAAUGUCUUUCCUUUUCCCUCACCCACCUCCUCUCCCCUACACACCUGCACUGGAAACUCUUAUCAUCCAAGAUGCCUCGGAUGCCCCAAAGCUUAGCUUGAUGGGUGAGGAGGGGGAGGGAGUCCCCUUUCACCCCAGUAUUUCCUUUCCUUUAAGGGCUGUUUUAUAGUGAAACCCCGUGAGGUUAUCUGCGUAGAGAGUAGAGAUGCAAAGACUUCCACAAAGAAAAGGGUGAAGUGUCAGAAAAAGUAGCCCAAAAGACUAAAUUGAAAUUUUUAGCUAGCGAUCAGAGACAAAUGCCCUAUCUGGCAUCAUUGAUCUGCCGAUUGGGUUACUGAAUCUCUCUCUCCACCUCCACUCACACCCUCAGGGCUGGUAGCUUAAUAGCUGGGGUGAUUCCUGAAGGGUCCAUGGCUAGGAAAAUGAUUGGUGCUUGUACAAUUUUCAUGGAUCACCUAAGGUAAGGAAAACUUCCACAAGUUCUUGUCAGCUAGGGCUCUGAGACUUCAGCCCCAGGGUCACAUGACUGUAUAGAAAUGAAUCCCACCCUGAUCACUUGCUCUAUCUACCCUGUGACCCUUUGCGCUUUAGAGUGCCUUCUCCCUCUCUCAUGCGUGUGCAUGUAUGUGUUGUCUUCCCCAAAUGUCUCUCUAUCUUAUUUAUAUGUAUGUGUGUUAGUAUGCAUGUAUGUAUACCACCACAUGCAUACCUGAUGUCCUUGGAGGCCAGAAGAGGGUGUCAGAUUUCCCUAGAAUGAGAAAUAAUACAUGAUUGAGAGCCACCAUUCGAGUGCUGGAGACGAAACCCAGGUCCUCUCCAAGAACAGCAAGCACUCUUAGCUUGCUCAAGUCCUCAAGUCCCUCUGCCUUAUCAUUGGAGAUAGGGAUGGGGUCUUUGAUGGAACUCGAUGAUGAUCUAGCAAUGUGACUGGCCAGGAAGCUCUGGGGCUUCUCCUGUCUUCAUUACACUAGGGUUACAGAUCUGAAAAAACUACGCUUUAGGGAUAGAACUUAGCCACAACCGCCACCACCCUUGCAUGACUAACACUCCGCUGACCAGGCAUCGCCCUAGCCCUUUGCUUUGCUUUUCUAACUCCAGAAUGGGUGCCGUCCCCUAAAGUAAAGGUGAAGAGUAAAUGAGAGAAUGCAUGACCAGGUGCAGCCGAAAGCCAGGCACCAGGAAGGGUUCCAUAAAUAUUAGACCCUCCUAAUAAUUAGCAAUUAUUAUUAAUAUUAAUUGGUUGAGGGGGAGGUGACUGGGAAAGUUCCUUCUUAUGCUAAUCAUAUAGCCUUGAGGCACUUCCUCCUGCUAAGUGCAGGGCUGGGGCUGGCAUUAUUUCCAUCCGGAAUCUUCCAAAUUGACCAUCAAGCUCUUCCCAACAACUUACUGAGGCAAAGCCUCCUGUCCCAUUUAUCUUACAUAAUUCUCUUCCUUGGAGGAGAAGCAGAGGUGCCUGUGGAAGUGUACUUAACACCUGCAAAGAUGCACAGACUGAGGGGUGGCAGUGUCCCAGGGUGGAGACUGAUCUUGGAAAUAGAGCUCAGAUGGGAGAGGGGGUUGCCAGGCCAGGGAGAAGACCUAGGGUUGUGCUGAGGGGUUGUCAAGACAGGCUGUCUAGGAAAUUGUGUUUCUCAGUCAGCCACAUCAGUUCAGCAGAGGCUCUCAGAGGCUGGCUGGGGCAGGCCUAAGCAAGUGUGAGCUUUGGCUCUCUGAGCCAGCCGUCGAGGGUUUGCUAAGAUACUAGCUGGAAGAGUUGAGGGUUAUGGAAGGGAGAUGCCGUUUUGAACAUGCCUUCUGGAACCAAAUGUCAGAUAGAUGCUGUGUGUCCUGAGAGACCAUACUUUCUUGAGGCUGGCCUAGACUGUUGGCCCAGAUGUUGACAGCUGCCUCUGGAGCAUGAGGGGAGCCCGUGGAUGGCAGGGCAGUACCUUGCUGCCUCCAGUGGCUGCUCCAAACUGGUUUCAUGGCUUGGAGAAUCUGUCUGCUCGAUUCCAGGGCCUGUGAAACAUCUUUCAGAGUUGCCUGUGCUUUUUGCUUCAUCUGCAAGAAAUGCAGCUGGGUUGUUUGUUUGUUUGUUUAAGUCUUGGUAUCCUGCUUGGGAAAUCAGUCUGCCUCUGUGGCUUAGGAGAAUAUCUCUUCUUUCUCCUGGCUCAGCUACUCGCUGGGUCCUGAGAUAAAAUCCCUAGCUACAAGGGCCAAUAUAGAGGCAUUUUGUUGGCAGGUGUUCCCAACCUGGGCUUUCUGGAAUCAGAGGCUCAUGUUAACGUAGUCCAAGGAGGAAGUUUCUGGCUGAGGCACUACUUGACUGACACCUGGGAGUCUUACCUAUAACAAUUAUAUUAUGCAAAAGUUACAUUUUUUCCCCCUUUAACCAAAGCCCUGGAAUGAGAACCUGGGGCUUCUAACUAGCUGAUCAUUUGACCCCAAUCUUAACAUUUUCUAGAGGAAAGAAAGGCCUUGGGAACCUUCUUAGAACAAGUGUACUAUCUGAAAGGUAGCCUUCCUUAGAGAUGCCCUCUGCGAAUGGAUGCCUCUUCCCAACACUGACCACAGCGGUUCACUUGAAGCUGCCUUGACAAGAGAAUGUUCUUCAGUGGCGGGCCUUGCCAGGUGGUGAAGGCAAAAACUGACUCAAAGGUGAUGCUCUGGGCUCUGAAUGAUGGCUCACACUUGUCAUCAUAGCAGUUGGAAGGCUGAGGGAAGAGAGCCUCUGUGAGUUCAAGACCAACCUACGCUAUUACAUAGACCCCUAGAAGCCUGUCCCUUGGUGCAGUUCAGGACCUCCAGCCUCAUGGAGCCCCCGGUUCCACAGAGCAGCGUCCCUGUGAAUCCCAGCUCAGUCAUGGUGCAGCCCCUCCUUGACAGCAGAGCGCCCCACAGCCGGCUCCAGCACCCACUCACCAUCUUACCCAUUGACCAGAUGAAGACCAGCCACGUGGAGAAUGACUACAUAGACAACCCUAGCCUGGCCCCUGCCACGGGUCCCAAGCGGCCCCGGGGCGGGCCACCAGAGCUGGCUCCUACACCUGCCCGCUGUGACCAGGAUAUUACUCACCACUGGAUCUCCUUCAGCGGUCGGCCCAGCUCUGUAAGCAGCAGUAGCAGCACUUCCUCCGACCAGAGGCUCCUAGAUCACAUGGCUCCACCGCCCGUGGCUGAGCAGGCCUCACCCAGGGCUGUGCGCCUCCAGCCCAAGGUGGUUCACUGUAAGCCGCUGGACCUCAAAGGCCCGACAGCUCCGCCAGAGCUAGACAAGCACUUCUUGCUGUGUGAGGCCUGUGGAAAGUGUAAGUGCAAAGAGUGUGCGUCCCCUCGGACGUUACCUUCCUGCUGGGUCUGCAACCAGGAGUGCCUGUGCUCGGCUCAGACGCUGGUCAACUAUGGCACAUGCAUGUGUCUGGUGCAAGGUAUCUUCUAUCACUGUACUAAUGAGGAUGAUGAGGGCUCUUGCGCCGACCACCCCUGCUCCUGUUCCGGCUCCAACUGCUGCGCCCGCUGGUCCUUCAUGGGCGCCCUCUCUGUGGUGCUGCCCUGUCUGCUGUGCUACCUGCCGGCCACAGGCUGCGUCAAGCUGGCCCAGCGAGGCUACGACCGCCUGAGACGCCCCGGUUGCCGCUGCAAGCACACGAACAGCGUCAUCUGCAAGGCAGCCAGUGGGGACACCAAGACCAGCAGGUCUGACAAGCCUUUCUGACACUUUGGAUGAAAAAAACAUGGUCCCUCCUGCCAGUCUCCUGAGACUGACCUUGCUCAUCUGUCCUCUCCUAAAACCCUAGAUUGGGAAGAAACCGGCAGAGAACACUACUGCCUAGCCUUGAGUCCCCAAAAGGAUGAAGAUGUACUUUGGGGAUUUUCACAGUCUUGAAACUUUGUUAAACAGCAGUGACAGUGUUAGGGUAUGGUGGUAGGGGGCCCAGUUUUCCUAUUUCAGAAGACGGAAGACAGAUGCGGACACAGGGUCUGCAAGUUCAGCCACUCAAUGGCCUUCCCAGCCCCUCUGCUUCCUCUCAUUUUGCCAUUCUCUCUGGCUCCUGCUGGAGCCUUCUACCUGGGAGGAACAGCUAAUGGGAGGCAAGAUACCUCGAGGAAGACCCUCCGAGCCUUGACUUCUAUCUUUGCCGCCUCCGUCCAUGCCUGUUGGCCUUGGCCUCUUGGGAAGGUGCACCGUAGCCAUUCCUGCUGUAUGCACUUGAUGUCCGAGAACAAAAUCGCCGGUAAGCUGCUGCCUCCCGUGAGUAGCAGGAUGGAGAAGGAACCACCUGGCAGUGUGUUCCUCCUAGCUUUCAAUCACUAACUUGGGGGUUGUCCGCUCAUCACGCCAUCCUCCAGUUCACAGACUGGCCUGCCUGCUAUGCGUCCUGAGCACUCUUUCUACUCGGAUUCUUUGUAGAAACUCGCUGGGUUAAGAAGGCCAGGAUGACACAAGCAAGACCAAAUAUCAUUUUGCCAAUGAGUCUGAGGCUGUGGUCUCUGGAUCCAGCCAUGAUGUUUUUAUAUGUUUAAUUAAACUAGAUGCUAUUGGUGUUUAAACAAUAAUAAUACAACAACCUUGCUUCCUUUUGGGCCACCCCCAGGAAGGGCUGAUUUCAAAAUCUGGGGGUAAGCAACCUCAAGGAGCGUUUCCCCUGCACAUCGAGAAUGGCAAAGAAGAGGCCGUACCUCCCAUUGGCAGGAUGACAGUUGAGCCGAACUGGGGUUGGGUUUUCUUGUGAUUCUGCUGCUUGCUGUCUCUAGCCUUUUGUGUAUAGUGAUGCGUCUGUCUUUAUGUAAAUAGAGAUGACAGAGUCUAUUUUAGUGUUAAGAAGCCCUGGUGGGGAAGUCGGAAGAUGCCAGAGAAGGUGGGGAACGAUCCUCCAGGGGCUGCUGGGUUUGAGCCCCACUUUUUGUGUGCACACACACAGACACCCCUCCCAACAGCCCCCAAAGACGUAGCAACUCUUUCUCUCACGGUGCUAAAGGACUCAGAACGCGCAGCCCGUCCAGUGGGUAGGUACUUGUUGCAUGCAAAAAGCUAUCGUGUCUCUGGUCCUUGCCCCCAGCUGUUGUGUGGGUGGGUUUUUUUUGUUUUUUUUGUUUUUUUUUUUGUUGUUGUUUUUGGUUUUGGUUUUUUCUUUGUGUGGUAUUUUGUCCCCAUCCCUGCCUCUGAUUCAAGAAAUAGCCUGGGUCAGAAGAGGUACCCCAGGUAAAAUUGAGAGAGCAUUAGGCAAAAAUCAUGUGGAGCAUUUCUGGUUCUUUUGUGUGAGCAGCCCCUAGGGAGGAGGCAAGGAGUCAGGUAGCUGUAAGUGGAGUGUACCUAUUGCUCUUUUCUCAAGGAUUCACCCCCACCCCCACCUUGGAAGCUACUAGUAGUAAUAGUAACACCUUAUGAUUUAGAAUAAGUUAAUUGUAACCAUAGGUAUUUAUUGAUUGGAGGAAGGGAGGGUUUUAUUUUCAGCUUUAUUUAUGCAACAUUUACUGGCUUGUAAAAGGCAAGUAUAAAAUCCUGCAUCUUCAUCGUCUAUAACUAAUCCAUACAUAUACCUGCCCUUGCCACAUUGCAGUGUUCUUGCACAGAACGGAAGGAAAGAUAGAAGACAAACCCCUGCGAUCAGCAAACCACUUACACUAAUUGAAUGUAUUAGAAGCUUUCUGAAGGGGCUGGAGAUGUUUUCCUCGAAUGAGGGGUGUGGAGGGACCCCCCCCCCAAAAAAAAACCCUGAUAGCGCACACGUGCACUCUUUCUAAGAAGCCUGGGAGCUUCACCCAGGGUCCCUCCCUCAAUUUGUAUCCACAGGACAGCUGACCCAGUGGCAGGUUGCACUUUGGUGAUCUUGGUCUGCAUACGUCUGUGGACAGUUGAGCUAUAUAAGCCGUGUAUGCGCACAUGCACACGUGACACUUACAUACACAGACCCUCUACCACACAGACCCUGUUUCCUGGCAACCCUUCCCAAACCCUGACUUUGUGUACAUAGCUGUAAACACGGAUUUGGGGGGUUUUGGUUUGCUUCCCCACCUCACCAACCCCUUGUUCUGGUUUGGAAAUGAUGUCUACAGAAUUCUUCCUCCCCACAGAAGUUGACCUUGGGACUCACUUGCUCAGUGGUAAGGGAAGGGGAGAAGGAAGGAAGGAAGCAUCCUUUUUCCUCUGCUCUGUUGUUUUUUCUCUGACUUCUUGGCAAACACACAUAGGGGAUGCAAACACAGAAAAGGGGUAGUUUGUUUAUAGGGCCCCCUCCCCUUCCCAGGUUAGUCAACAGGCAUUGGGAACACAGGCUCUCACAAACAGAACAUUUCUGUAGCUGUUUCUGACUUCUUGGCUAGCAUUUGCAGCUUUUGCUUGGCUUGAGUUAACAUCACUUCCAAAGUGCCAGCUGGUUCCCACUUCUAGACCUGGGGUGGCUGUCAGUUGUGCCUGGAGCCAAGGAUGGCUUCCGGGAUCUUUCUUAAGGUGCCUGGGCUACUUGGUACCAUUGUAGGGAAAGGCUGGUUCUCCUGUAAGCACUCUGGGGGCUGAGUUUAGGCUAGCAACAUCUUCCAAGGUACCAUCAAUGCUCCUCAAGCCAACUGGAAGAGAGCAACGAGCGGCCUUUCUCAGCGAUGGGAGGCAUCCUUACGACUGAUAGGUUCUUUGAGCUAGUGUAGUUCUGCAUCAAUGGGGCCCAGCUGGAUCACAGCCUCAAGGGAACAACACAUACCAAGUUGGUCAGGGGCAGAACCAGGCAGGUACCCAUCAUUCUAGAGCAGCUUGGUCUCCAGUGCUGCUCCAAGAAAUAGUGGAGGCGUGUGGGCAGCACACAUUUGCACUGUACAAUUGAACAUCCGGGGCUUCCCCGGCUUCCCAAUUUAUGCAUUUGGUGAGUAGCUCCGUGCCCUUCCCCGCUCUGUAAUGGUGGAUGUCGAUCCUGUGUUUCCAUUUUGAUUGUGGGUGACUGUGCUGUUUCUUAGCUUGCUUUUCUCUUGUGUCCUGUGGUUGAUUUCCUGUUAGCAGCACUAGAGCUGUGCCCAGCACCCCACUCCACCACAUUCCUGUGUCUCUGUAGCUCCCCCUCCCCGCCCCUGUUCAUCCCACCACAAAAGUUACCACAGAAGGUUUCCUUUGUAAAAAAUAUUUAUUUUGAAGCUCUAUUUUAAUAGUAUUUAUUUUAGAAAGUCUACUAUUGUAAGAGUUCUUCUGUUUGUGAAGAAAAAAAAACAAGUUAAAAACUGAAUGUACUGAUCUAGAAGAUAUCUAUAAAUAUAUAUUGUUAAAUAUACACAUGGCUGCCAUUCUC
Mus musculus (house mouse) is the source of this 10196-nucleotide messenger RNA. RefSeq names its product sprouty RTK signaling antagonist 4 (gene Spry4). Gene Ontology annotation, cellular component: cytosol; ruffle membrane; membrane. Gene Ontology annotation, biological process: regulation of signal transduction; negative regulation of MAPK cascade; negative regulation of substrate adhesion-dependent cell spreading. Gene Ontology annotation, molecular function: protein kinase inhibitor activity. The transcript has 2 exons. The record is from RefSeq and is a predicted model, not a curated record. The coding region runs from base 5735 to 6637 and encodes 300 amino acids. Lineage: Eukaryota; Metazoa; Chordata; Mammalia; Rodentia; Muridae.